CGGUCCUUGUACGGAUCUCGGGCAGGCGCCCCCCGGGGGCGGGAAGCGGGUAAGGAGGCAAGAGGUCCCUCCAGGAGGCGGUGUCAGGCUACCUUGGGGCAGAGGUUUCGGAGGGCCGUGGACCGGUCUGCGGCGGACAGCUGUGAGUGGGCCAGAAGCUUUCCGGAACCCAAGGGGGCGAGGCCCAGCCAGGCCUCAGAGCCCCAAAGCAUGGAGCCGCAGGUUAAUCUAAAUGUGACUUUUAAAAAUGAAACACAAAGCUUCCUGGUUUCAGACUCAGAAAAUACAACCUGGGCUGAUGUGGAAGCAAUGGUAAAAGUUUCAUUUGAUCUGAACGACAUUCAGAUAAAAUACCUGGAUGAGGAUAGUGAAGAGGUGUCCAUCAAUAGCCAAGGAGAAUAUGAAGAAGCCCUUAAGAUUGCAGUUAAAGAGGGGAACCAACUGCAGAUGAAUGUCUAUGAGAGGCAUCAUGCUGUAGAUGAAGCCCCACAGCCUGUUUACAAGCAUCCACAGGAUCCACCUGGGACCGAAAAACAACUAGCUGUUCGGGCAGGGAAGAAGCCACUUGCACAUUACUCUUCAUUGGUGAGAGCCCUGGGAUCAGAGAUGAAAACACAAGAGGAGCCCACAGCACAGCUUUCACUGACUCCCUGCGAAGCUGACAAGCCUCAAGAUAAGCCACCAGACUGGUUCACAAGGUACUUGGAGACGUUUAGAGAGCAAGUGGUUAAAGAAACGGUUGAGAAACUUGAUCAGAAAUUAAGGGAGAAGCUGCUCCUCCAGGGUCCAUCUUUGGAAUCUUGCUCCUCAGCAUUAUCCAUGCCUGUUUCAGAAGAAACAUUGUCGUUGCCAGGAAACCAGUGUGACUGGCUUAUGACUUGCAGCAACUGCCAAAGAAGAAUCAUCGGCAUACGUUACCAGUGUAGCCUAUGUCCGUCUUAUAAUAUAUGUGAAUUGUGUGAAGCAGGGUCAUAUGCCCACGACCCUAACCACAUCCUCUUGAAGCUCCGGAGACCAAUUAUGGGUUCCUCUGAAACAUAUACUCACACAAAGCUCUCCCCUCCUCGUCUGCCAGCUGCUCUGGAGCAAGUCAGGCUCCAGAAGCAGAUGGACAAGAACUUUCUUAAGGCAGAAAAGCAAAGGUUGCGAGCUGAGAAGAAACAGAGAAAGGCAGAAGUUAAAGAACUUAAGAAGCAGCUUAAGCUUCAUAGGAAAAUUCAUCUGUGGAACUCUAUCCAUGGGCUUCAGAGCCCCAAAUCACCCCUUGGUAGGCCAGAGAGCCUCCUUCACUCAAGUACUCUAAUGCUCCCCAUGCAACCUUGUGCUCCAGUUGUGCCAACUUUGAGUGCAGCAUUUGUGGAUGAGAAUGUGCCAGAUGGGACCCACCUUCAACCAGGAACCAAAUUUAUCAAACAUUGGAGGAUGAAAAAUACAGGAAAUGUCAAAUGGAGUGCAGAAACAAAGCUGAAAUUCAUGUGGGGAAACCUAACGUUGGCCUCUACUGAAAGGAAGGAUGUUUUGGUGCCCCAUUUAAAGGCUGGCCAUGUGGGAAUUGUGUCUGUUGAGUUCAUAGCCCCAGCCUUAGAGGGAACCUAUACUUCACAUUGGCGCCUUUCUCACAAGGGUCAGCAGUUUGGGCCCAGGGUCUGGUGCAGCAUCAUAGUGGACCCUUUCCCUACUAGAGAAAAUCUUGAAGAGAGUGAAAAAGUCUCUUUCAGCACAAACAAAGUUGAUGAUCUCUCCUGUCAGCAAGAGGAGGCUUUCUCACUUGCUAAAGAGGAAAUUCAGAUGGAUGAAGUGACUGAGUCAACAGAGGGAGUUGAAACUUGCAUCCCUCGGAAGAUCAAAAGUGAGAGGGAACUCUACAUCCCAUCUGUGGACCUUCUCACUGCCCAGGAUCUGCUGUCAUUUGAGUUAUUAGACAUAAACAUUGUUCAGGAGCUAGAGCGAGUGCCCCACAACACCCCAGUGGAUAUGACCCCCUGCAUGUCUCCUCUACCACAUGACAGCCCUUUGAUAGAGAAACCAGGUUUGGGGCAGAUACAAGAGGAGAGUGAAGGGACAGGAUUUAAAGUGCUUCCUGAUUCCACAGUGACAUCAAAGAAUAAGGCUGAGAACACUGUUCCUGCAGAAGAAGGUGAAGAAGACCUGAGUGGGACCCAAUUUGUCUGUGAAACUGUAAUCCGCUCCCUUACCUUGGAUGCUGCUCCUGACCAUAAUCCACCUCGAAGACCCAAGUCCCUGCAGAGCUCUCUGCAUAUGCUGCCUGACAACUACAAUUAUGGUAUCAGGAGUGAAGAAACCAUCAGAACUCCGUUCUCCCCUUCUCUAGAAGGAGAGUCCCAGCCCCAGCUCAUUGAGGAGAGGCAGCUAGUCCAGUCAGAUGGCUUCAGCAAAGAGAAAUCCUCAUCAAAUUCCGUUCUUCCUGAGGAGAGACUGAUGAGUGAUGAAAAAAAGGACACUGUCCAGGUGGUAGAGGAGGAAGAGGAGGAGGAGGAGGAACUUAAAGAUGAAGUCCGAAGUCAAGGCUCUUCUGCUUCUUCUGAGGAUUACAUCAUCAUCUUGCCCGAGUGCUUUGAUACAAGCCGCCCCCUGGGGGAGUCCAUGUAUAGUUCUGCUCUCUCACAGCCAGGUCUGGAGCGGCUCAUGGAGAUAGAGCAAGUGGUCAAGACUGAGCAACAGCCAGCUGAGGCUUAUGAAGGGCUCCCUAGAGGGGAAAACCAGCUGCAAGAGCACAGCAUCAACGAUAUCCUGACAACAUCUCAGACUCUGGAUGCAGUGCUUCUGACUCCAGAGGUGGUGGGGCCUCCAGGACAGCUGCCCAGCAGUCCUUCAUGUCUUCAGAAUAUUAAUUCUGCAGAAACAGAUUUGCCAGUUACCAUUCAAGAAUUUUCUCCAGUUCCUGAUCAAGUAAGAGGAGAGCCCAGGGCUUCAUCGGGACUUGUGAAUAGUAGACAGAAGAGCUAUGAAAACUCAAGGUACUACCAUGGCAGUAGCAUUACUGGAGGGCUGGUGAAGGGUGCUAUGUCUUUUGCUGCCUCUGCCUACAAGGCCCUAUUUGCAGGGCCACCGGUCACUGCUCAGCCUGUAGUUUCUGAAGAUCAGACCGCAGCCCUGAUGGCCCAUCUGUUUGAAAUGGGGUUCUGCGAUAGGCAGCUGAACCUGAGGCUGUUGAAGAAGCACAACCAUAACAUCCUGCAGGUUGUGACUGAAUUACUGCAGAUCAACAACAACGACUGGUACACUCAGCGCUACUGAGGAGCUGCCUUCGACUGGAGGGAACUGUUGUAUUAAAUAACUCAGCCUGCUGCUCAGAGAUGACUUUAUUCUGUUAUUGGGGUGUGGGGUAGGAGGACUUCGCUUCCUUAUUUUUUAACCUGAAGAGUCUGAUGUGUAGUUCAUCGUUGCAACUUCAUGUGCAUCACAGUAUUCUUUGGAUCCAAUCAAAGACCAGAACUUACAUUUUUACCUUAGACUGGAUGGGUAGGAAGACAAUUUAAAAAUCGAUUUGGAUUAAUCACCCUUUCUUUCCCCACUAUUUCUCCCUUUUAGAGAGAGCAUUUAAGACAAUGAUUUGAACUUUAUUUAGAACGAAUGUUCUCCUUGUACUGAAGUUGAGUGUGUUUGUCUGGUUUUGAUAUUUUUGUCUGGUUGGUUUUGAUGUGUUGUGGUUUAAUAUGGAAGCCCCAGGGAAGAGAGGCAGCCUAGUACUGCCACUACCACACAAAGUAUACUUGAUGAAAGAGAAAAACGGAUAGUAGUUGUUGGAAAGUCUGUUUUUCAAAGAUUCCCAGUAACAUUUUAAAGAGUAACCACCUUCAUUCCUGGAUUUCAUUGGUGUAAGAGGUAGGAGGGGUUAACUCACCAGCACCUACUGAGCAGCAUCAAUUGUAGUAUUUUUACAUUUUUCUUUAAGGAAAAAAUUUUUAAGAAAAAUAGGUAGGAUAAAAUAUUUUGCUAACAUAAUUAGACGAUGGGGGGAGGUCAAUUUUAAUGAAUAUCUUUUCCCCCUAAUGAUGAUGGAGAGAUCCUCUUAUUUUUCGAGAGACUAGGGGAAAAAUAGGAAUAUUUUAAAAAGAGAGAGGCAGGGUCCUAUAUUAAUUCCAAUAGAAUUUGGGAUGGGCAAAUGAGAGUAUGUGGCACAGGAGUACUUGUUUUUCUAACAGAAACUGGUCAAAAGUAGCAUUUGGGCCAAUAAAGUAGGAAGAAAGGCUGGUGUACAAGUGGAUUUUGCAGGGCACCCUGGGACAGUUAAGCCAUGCAAUCUGUUCACGGUGUGAAGUUAGAGAAGAUGUUUGGUUUUAAAACCCCGGCUAGGUAGAGGUAAAGUUUUUGCAUUCCACCUGGUCUUGGGUGUGGUCUGAGAUGAGAGGAGGAGGGUGUAAUCUUUUAGAAAUAUUACUGAAAUACUCAUAAUGAGGAGAAAAGAGUAUGGCGGUAUUUGAUUCAAGGAGGGAGGGACUGGUUGUUAAAUAGUGUUAUUUACCUGGUUGGUAUUUAUAAUUAACAGGAUGAUUAUAAUUAUUAGCCACCAAUAAGGAAAAAUUAUUUACAGUAUAACCCAGAAUGCUAUAUUAAAUAAAGCUGUGGGAUGGAUUGUCUGGCCAGGAAGCCUGUUUUCUUAUUUAAAACGUAUUUUUAUAGGGGUUCCUAGGCAGAGGGCGGAUGAUCAGGGCACCUGGGACUUACUGUUUGCAGAAAGGGCCUUUUGAGCAAUCGGCCCCACGUGGGCUUCCGGUGGGGUCCAGGUGACGCACCGGGGCUGGGCAGCGCACCUCUGCAGCUGUAACGCAACCUGUUGUUGAAAUAGUCUAAUAAAGGUCGCUUAAACUCA
Messenger RNA from Trichosurus vulpecula (common brushtail), 4834 nucleotides. It is a transcript of the gene NBR1, whose product is annotated as NBR1 autophagy cargo receptor. The record is from RefSeq and is a predicted model, not a curated record. Gene Ontology annotation, cellular component: phagophore assembly site. Gene Ontology annotation, molecular function: zinc ion binding; ubiquitin binding. The transcript is spliced from 22 exons. Gene Ontology annotation, biological process: macroautophagy. Bases 211 to 3258 code for a protein of 1015 amino acids. Lineage: Eukaryota; Metazoa; Chordata; Mammalia; Diprotodontia; Phalangeridae.